Molecule: messenger RNA, 522 nt
Organism: Penicillium odoratum
Lineage: Eukaryota; Fungi; Ascomycota; Eurotiomycetes; Eurotiales; Aspergillaceae
Exons: 1
Coding region: 1-522 (173 amino acids)
Source: RefSeq, a predicted model, not a curated record
AUGAGUCUUCAUGGCCUCGGGGUGAUUGGGGCCCAGGUGGCCGCGUCCAUCAAGGGCGACGACAAGCACACGUCCACACCGAAGAUACGGUCCCCUCCUGUGUCUGUGCAGUCAACUCCCAGAAUUGAUAUCGACCAUGCUCACUCUCCGGACUUUGAUCCGUGCAUCGGUGCCAAGCCAUACUCCCCGUUCUAUUCGCAUGGUACACCAACAACUUCCUACGAACAGCUCACAUUUGAAACCAAGAACGCUGGCUGCCCGCGCAGUGGGCUACGAGAUAUUGAGAACGCAGGACCAUACGCCUUUCGUAAUGAGAGCCCCCGACGCUCGAAGCUAUGGGAAGGGAAAAAGCAGCCCCGAUCAUGCAUGCAUUCGUUGAGCACCCGACAGCGCAUGAUACUCAAGGCAAUCAUUGCGGUGGUGACCGUUGGAACCAUGAUCGCGAUCGCAUUAGGGAUCACCUAUGCCGUUGGUGGCGCAGUUUGGAAAUCCAGUGCUGAACAGACAUCUCUUCGGCGAUAG